Messenger RNA from Tachyglossus aculeatus (Australian echidna), 1796 nucleotides. RefSeq names its product aminoacylase 1 (gene ACY1). Gene Ontology annotation, biological process: amino acid metabolic process. The record is from RefSeq and is a predicted model, not a curated record. NCBI's taxonomy places the organism in Eukaryota, Metazoa, Chordata, Mammalia, Monotremata, Tachyglossidae. The coding region runs from base 110 to 1354 and encodes 414 amino acids. Gene Ontology annotation, cellular component: cytoplasm. Gene Ontology annotation, molecular function: aminoacylase activity. The transcript is spliced from 15 exons.
UCCUCCAAGAGAGAGGGCUCAACUGAACCUCACCUCAUCACGUCUCCCCCCCCACUCCUGGGAUCUGCUCAGGCCAAGAUACAUAGGAACCCAGGAGCCCCGAGCCACCAUGUCCAAGAAAACCAACACCUCCCACCCCUCCAUGGGGCAAGAGCACCCUUCAGUCACUCUGUUCCGGCAGUACCUGCGGAUCCGGACCGUCCAACCUGAUCCUGACUAUGAUGCAGCUAUACAGUUCCUGGAGAAGAUGGCAGGCGAGUUGGAGCUGGAGUUUCAGAAGGUGGAGGUGGCUCCCGGCCAUGUGGUGACCAUCCUUACCUGGCCAGGCACCAACCCCAAGCUCCGCUCCAUCGUGCUCAACUCCCACACUGAUGUGGUGCCCGUUUUCGAGGAGCACUGGAACCACAACCCAUUUGAGGCAUUCAAGGAUGCUCAGGGAAACAUCUAUGCCCGUGGGACCCAGGACAUGAAAUGUGUCAGCAUUCAGUACAUUGAGGCCAUCCGGAAGUUGAAGGCCGAGGGGCGUCGCUUCCCCAGGACCAUCCACUUGACCUUUGUCCCUGAUGAGGAGGUUGGAGGUCAUCGUGGCAUGGAGCUGUUUGUGCAGCGGCCGGAGUUCCGGGCCCUCAGAGCUGGCUUUGCGCUGGAUGAGGGCCUGGCCAACCCUACAGACAAUUUCACAGUCUUCUACAGUGAGCGUAGUCCCUGGUGGAUCUGGGUCAAGAGUUCCGGGAAUCCUGGUCACGGUUCCCGCUUCAUCGAGGACACAGCUGCUGAGAAGCUGCACAAGGUAGUCACCUCCGUCUUGGAGUUUCGAGAGAAAGAGAAGCAGAGGCUGAUGCUGGACCCCCAGCUGACCCUGGGUGCAGUGACCUCAGUGAAUCUCACCAUGCUCCAGGGCGGCGUAGCCUUCAACGUGGUCCCUGCUGACAUGAGUGCCUCCUUCGACUUCCGUAUCGCUCCUGAUGUCAACCUGGAGGCCUUUGAGGAGCAGCUCCGGGGCUGGUGCCAGGCUGCUGGGGACAGUGUUACCUAUGAGUUCCAUCAGAAGUGGACAGAGCCACGGAUGACCGCCACAGACACCUCGGACCCCUGGUGGGCAGCUUUCAGUGGAGCCUGCAGUGACAUGAAUCUGACGCUGCAGCCCGAGAUCUUCCCAGCUGCUACGGACAGUCGCUACCUUCGCGCUGAAGGGGUCCCGGCCCUGGGAUUUUCUCCCAUGAACCAGACUCCAAUCUUGCUUCAUGAUCACAAUGAAUUCCUGAAUGAGGCGGUCUUUCUACGUGGCAUCGACAUCUACACCCGCCUGCUGCCUGCCCUUGCCAGCGUGCCUGCCUUGCCUGCCGAGUCCUGAGGCCCUGCUGCCCACCUGCUCACAGAGAGCGCUGAGAACAAUGGAACUACGAUCCAUUCUACUCAGCCACUCCCUUCUCCUCUUCCCCCAGACUCAUGCUCUUGCGGCCCACUUGACCCAACCCAGCUGCCACCCAUGCUGGAGAGGGUUGGGACGAGCUGGACCCUAGAGCUGGGCAUCAUCUCCUCUGAUUAGGUCAUGCAAAGAUGGGGGUGGGAGGGGGACUGCGUAGACCAGGCUAGCCUCGCAGGUCGACAGUCUGGUGCUCCAAGAACUCCCCCAUGUCCCAUCAACCUAUGUCCUUUUCCCAGCCCCUUCUGUUCCUCAGGCCUGUGAGGCCCUUUCGGACUCCACUGUUAACUCUGCAUACUCAGGGGGGCUUCCAUCCUUAUCAAUGCCAAAGAUUCCCAUCCCAGCACACAAUAAAGCCAUUUUACUUGGA